ACAAAGUACAUUUGUACCUUUUUAAAAAUGCUCAACGGGAUCUUCUUCGUGUGCCUGUCUCUCAGUCUGUGCGCUGUAGGCUCCUCUCUAAGCUGCAGAUGGAUGCAGCAAAAAUUCAAGCAGUUUAGUAAAAACUCUGUGGAUAUAAUAGAUACCAUGGCUAACAACUCCACCAACACCACUGAGGAUGCUGGAGUGGGCUUCCCUCACCAUGUGUACAAUCAGGCAUCCAAAGCAUCAGCGGAGGACAAACUCCAUUUCAUAGUUCAGAUUCUGGAGGAGAUGGUGUCCCUGUUUGAGAAGGAUACCAGCAAAUCAUCAUGGGAGGAGAACACAGAGGAGAACUUCCUCCAGGUUGUAACCAGGCAGGAAAAAGGCCUUCGCUCCUGUAUUGGGACCCACAAGAAGGAGAACACAAAGCUACACAUGUAUUUUCGAAGACUCUCAAGCCAUAUCCUGAAAACAAUGGACCACAGUGCUGAAGCCUGGGAGCUGAUCAGGAAGGAGAUGAAAACCCAUCUUGUGAGAGCAGACCUGCUGGCUUCUUCUCUUCUCAUCAACUCUGUGGCUUGUGUUGUGAUUAGUGUGUUUGUAUUUAGUCCUACUGUCCCUUGUGUUCUUUGUCAGUUCCUUAUCGUCCUUCAUGUGUCAAGUCCGGCUAACAACUCCACCAACACCACUGAGGGUGCUGGAGUGGACUUCCCUAACCAUCUGUACAACAUAGUAUCCAAAGCAUCAGCUGAGGACAAACUCAGUUUCACAGUUCAGAUUCUGGAGGAGAUGGUUGUACUGUUCGAUGAAGAUAAGAAUAAUGCAUCAUGGGUGAAAAACACAGAAGAGAACUUCCUCCAGAUUGUAACCCAGUUGGCUGACGGCCUUCGCUCCUGUAUCGGGAACCACAGCCACAAGAAGAAGAACAGGAAGAUACAGAUGUAUUUCAAGAGACUCACAAGCCAUGUCCUGGAGCCAAUGGACCACAGUGCUGAAGCCUGGGAGCUGAUCAGGAGGGAGAUGAAAACCCAUCUUGUGAGAGCAGACCUGCUGGCUUCUUCUCUUCUCACCAACUAACAUCUGUCACACAUUGGCCAUGUCACCAUUUACUUGUUUCCAUAAUAUUAAUUUACCUAUUUAUUUAAAUAUCUAUUUAUUUGAUUGAGUUUUUUAUUUGAGCUGAGAGCAGAGCUGGCUUCAUCUCUCUUUAAGUAAAAAAUCCUUCUGUUAUUACUUUUGUUUUUUUACUCGUGUAUUUAUUGGUUCACAAGUAAAUAUGUUGUUGUUCAAUUUAUGUUAACUAUUUAUUUAUGUUUUGUCGUUUUCUUUUUUUUUUACCUGC
Eleginops maclovinus (Patagonian blennie) is the source of this 1333-nucleotide messenger RNA. RefSeq lists its product as uncharacterized. Lineage: Eukaryota; Metazoa; Chordata; Actinopteri; Perciformes; Eleginopidae. The transcript has 10 exons. The record is from RefSeq and is a predicted model, not a curated record. Bases 28 to 1068 code for a protein of 346 amino acids. Gene Ontology annotation, biological process: defense response; response to exogenous dsRNA. Gene Ontology annotation, cellular component: extracellular region. Gene Ontology annotation, molecular function: cytokine receptor binding.